UAUCUACAAUUCACCAUGGCUUGCUUCAAACAAUAUUUUGUAAUGUAUCUUGUAGUGUUUCGUGGCCAUACUAUUUGAUCGUGUCUCAUAUCAUUCGUAGAUUAAUGCUUAUGUGUUAAUAUGUAUCAUAUCAUUUAUAGCUUAUUUGACCCAAAAGGCCCUUAUUAUGGAUGUUCAAACAUAUUUGUUCAAAUUUGUUUAUACUUACAAAAGUAGUACUAGUGUUUUUAUUAACAUGUGAGCUUUUCAUUGCAAGUAAACAUCAUUUCUGAAAAAAUGUAAGAAGACAUAUACUUUGAAGAAUUAAUGAACUCAGACAAUAUACAACAAUAUAUAACAGAUAGCAUCGUAAUUGCAUUUUUUUUCAUUAAAUAAGAAAUUUCAUAGUCUUUUCUUUUAUCAAAAGCUUUCACCUAAUUCCAAAUUUUCUGCAUAGACGUUAUCAUUUAACCAUUGUCUUCUAAAUAUAUGAUCUUAUAUUCAGUUCAUUUCGUACAAUUGUCUUUACCUUUGUUUCUUAUCAAAUUCGCCAACAAACAUUUGAAUUUACAGGAGCCUGCGGUCAUACCAUCAAUGGCAUCUUCUUCAACUUCAUCCGUUCACAAGAGCUUUAAGUAUGAUGUAUUUUUGAGCUUUAGAGGUGAAGACACCCGUAAAAGCUUUAUCGAUCAUCUUUAUUAUGCUCUUCAGCAGAAAAACAUUUCCACUUAUAAGGACGACGAGAGAAUUGAAAAAGGGAAAAGGAUCAGUGAUGAGCUCAUGGAAUCCAUUGAAGACUCAAAAUUCUUCAUCAUUGUUUUCUCCAAGAAGUAUGCGUCUUCAUCUUGGUGCUUGAAUGAGCUUCUAAAGAUAAUGGAGUGUCACAAGUCAACCGAGCAUACUGUUUACCCCGUAUUCUAUGAUGUGGAACCCUCUGAAAUCCGCAAUCAGACCGGGGCAGUCGGAGAAGCCUUUGCCAGACACGAAAAGGAAGAGGCUGCUGGGAAAUGGAGAAAGGCUUUGAAAGAAGCAGCUGAUGUGGCUGGUUGGGAGUUGAAGAACACUGCUGAUGGGCAUGAAGCUAAAUUCAUUAGACAAAUUGUUGAAAAGCUUUCACUAGAGUUACGGGCCAUCAAUGUCAGCAUCGAUAAAAACUUAGUAGGCAUGGAGAUUCGGAUCAAGGAUAUUAUAUCAUCUUUAGGAACUGCUUCUGAUGGUGUUCACAUGAUCGGGAUCUGGGGGAUAGGAGGUGGUGGGAAGACAACUUUGGCCAAAGCCAUUUUUGAUAAAAUAUCAUUUCAAUUUGAAGGGAAAAGUUUUGUUGAGAAUGUCAGGGAAGUUUCAAAUGCACCUUUGUCUGGUUUAAAGCCAUUACAAAUUCAAAUCCUUUCAAAUGUCUUGAAUAAUCAUGGCAUCAACAUAGGUAGUGUUUCCGAGGGGAAAAACAUGAUGUCUUGGAUGAUGGGUGGUAGAAAGACUCUUCUUGUUCUAGACGAUGUGGAUCAUGUAGCCCAGCUUGAGGCGUUAGCUGGUGACCCUAGUUGGUUUAAGUCAGGAAGUAUAAUUAUCAUUACAACUAGAGAUGAGCAAGUGUUGGUAGCACAUGGAGUGAAGUUGAUUCAUAAUGUCAAUUUGCUAUCAGAUAAGGAGGCAAUUUGGCUCUUUAGUAGGUAUGCCUUUGGGAGAGAUUUUCCAUAUCAAGAGUACCAAGAGCCAUGUGGAAAAGUUGUAUGUUAUGCAGCUGGUCUUCCUUUAACAAUCAAAGUUUUGGGUUCAUUUCUCUGUGGUAAAAGUAAGCUUGAAUGGGAAGAUGCCCUAAAUAGGCUAAAAACAAUUCCGUUACAGGAAACUCAGAAAAAGUUGGAACUUAGCUAUAUUGGUCUAGACGACGAUUACAAGGAAAUAUUCCUAGAUGUUGCAACCAUACUGAAAGGUUGGCGGAAAGACUUUAUAAUUCAAGCACUUGAAAGCUGUGGAUUUCAUGCUAGAAUUGGUUUAAGAGUUCUUGAGCAAAAGUCUCUCAUAACUAUUGAUGGUGAGCGUUUGGGCAUGCAUGACCAUUUAGAAGAAAUGGGCAGGAAUAUUGUUCGUCGUUCACAUCCCGAUAUGCCUAACAAACAUAGCCGAUUGUGGAAUAGAAAGCAAAUUGAAGAUAUAUUGGCUAAUGACUUGGGUACUGAAGCAACAAGGUGUGUGCAAUUCUACCAGGGGAGACUCAGUCCACAAAUUGUUAUGGAAGGUCUUAGAAAGAUGAAGGAAUUGCGGUUUCUUGAUGUGGAAAAUCUUUUCUCGAGUUUGGAAGAUAAUAAAACCAUGCCAAACUUUCUAAAUGGUUUAGGAUUUCUGUGUUGUAAUUGGGGUUUUGAUAAAGUCAGCCUCAGCCCAUAUUUUCCAGAUGGUUUACGAUUUCUGCGUUGGACCAGUUACCCUUUUAGGUCUUUACCCCAAACAUUUGAAGGAAGUAAUCUUGUUGCUCUUGACAUGACUAACAGUGAUAUGCUACAACUUUGGGAAGGGGGAGAAAGAAAGGUUCUUAAACAGCUCAGAUUCCUUGACCUCAGGGGUUGCUCAAGGUUGAGGAGCAUUGACCUUGGGCAGACUCCAAAUCUGGAGAUAUUAACCAUUACAAGAUAUGGUGGUUUGGUAGAACUUUACAUGCCCUUUGAACGUCUAAAACUCAGAUCCCUCGAACUUCAUGGUGUAAAGUUGAAGAGGUUUGACCUUGGGCUGACUCCAAAUCUCGAGAAGUUGUGGCUUGAAGGUGAAGGUAGUGAGUUGGAAGAACUUCAUAUGCCCGGUAAAUGUCUAAAUCUCAAAUCCCUACAUCUCACCCAUUCAAAGUUGACGACCAUUGACAUUGGGUUGACUCCAAACCUCGAGGAUUUAUAUAUUGGAUAUUGUAAUGAUUUAGAAGAACUUGAAAAGGCCAAUAAAUGUGUAAAGCUCAGAUCCCUCAAGCUUUCUGGUUUAAAGCUGAGGACCUUUGACCUUGGGCCUAGUCCAAAUCUUGAGAGGUUGAGUUUUUAUGAUUGCAACGAUUUGGAAGAAUUCCACAUCACCGAAUGUCCAAUACUGACAAGCAUCAAGAUUGGGCUUUCAAAGUUGAGGAUCCUUGAUCUGAGGCUUGUUCCCAAUCUCAAUAAAUUGUUUCUUUUUGAAUGCAAAGGUUUGGUAGAUCUUCACAUGCCCAGUAGAUGUCUAAAUCUCAAGUCCUUGAAAAUCACUAAUUCAAAGUUGAGGACCCUUGACAUUGGGCUGGCUCCGAUUCUCACGCAUUUAAGUUUUACAAGUUGUUAUUAUUUGGAAGAACUACACCUGGCCAAUGAAUGCCAAGAGCUUGAAUCCAUCACCAUUACUCAUUCAAAGUUGAGGACCCUUGACCUUGGGAUGGCUCCAAAUCUCAAGGAAUUACAUCUUAAAGAAUGUUAUAAACUGGUACAACUUCACCCGCUCAUUCGAUGUCUAAAAAAUCUUGUCGACUUAGAAUUGAGUGGCUCUUUCUGGUUUAUGUAUUUUUCAUUUCACAUAAAGGAUAAUACUUCUGGUAGAGUGAAUGAAUCACUUGAGGUUCGUCCUUUAGCUAACUUAUAUUUCACCCUAGGAAGUUGCCCAUUUCACCUCGACUAUCAUUUGCCAGAGUUUGAGUUUACAUGUUUUCAUAAAGAAGAUCUACCCUCAUUGACUACAAGUAUUGAGAAGCUUAUUUGUGGAGAUCCAUGUACUUGCAUAAGGCUUGAGACGUUUUCAAGUAGCAUUUGUGAGUUACAACGUUAAAGAAUGCUCAAACCCAAAGAAAGUAUUCCAGAGGCAUUCAAAGGAGCUGAAGUGGUAUUUUAUGACUUGGCAGAUACAAAAGCUGACAUUUAUUUUCCAUGCAUUGUAAAAUGUCAAAAUUCAACAACACAUGUGGAUGUUGAGCAUAUUAUAGAAUACGUAAAAAUUAUAUUUCAUUAUUUUUAAUUUUUCUGUAAUUGAAUUUGUAUUUGUGUUACCACCGAAUCCUAAGAUUUGAAUCAUUUCCAACGAUUACAAGUUCUAGUGACUUGGAAGCAUUCAGAGCACAAGGCGAUUUUCCUGACUGCUUUUGGCUCAAGUCAUUCCAUGUAAUUGUGUCUUGUCUUUAGUAUCUCGAGUUUCUUUAACCAUCAUUCUUGUCUUGGAAUGAAAUAGUUGCACAUUUGGUCAAGUCAAGUAUGAAGAAAUAUA
Messenger RNA from Lactuca sativa (garden lettuce), 4185 nucleotides. Lineage: Eukaryota; Viridiplantae; Streptophyta; Magnoliopsida; Asterales; Asteraceae. The record is from RefSeq and is a predicted model, not a curated record.